Pangasianodon hypophthalmus (striped catfish) is the source of this 1435-nucleotide messenger RNA. RefSeq names its product proteasome 20S subunit beta 11b (gene psmb11b). Lineage: Eukaryota; Metazoa; Chordata; Actinopteri; Siluriformes; Pangasiidae. The record is from RefSeq and is a predicted model, not a curated record. Gene Ontology annotation, cellular component: proteasome core complex. Bases 176 to 1402 code for a protein of 408 amino acids. The transcript has a single exon.
UGUUCAGUUCCCUUAAACUAAACUGCCAAUUUUGUAGGUUGUUGCCUGCUUUAGACAAUGGAACAGAUUGAGUAUUUAUAUCUUCUGCAAAAAGGCUGAUAAGGUACUGUACCAGUCUCUGUGAAUAUUAGCAUUUUUUUCACAUCAUUGUCGCUUGGAUGACUGGCAGUAAGUCAUGGCUUUACAAGAUGUGUGUGGGUUUCUCGACCCCUCUCAUGAUCUUCAGUGGAAUCGUCCAUGUUUGUGGUCCAGGUCGCCGGAGAGUACCUUUUGCAUAGGUGGCUCCAAUACCAGAUGGCUGCAGGAAACCAGAAAUUCAAGUCCACUGGAAUUUUAUGUGCCAGUGCAUGAAUACCUAACGCAGAGCCCUAUUCGGUUUGGUCAAGUCCAACCUAGCUUAGACAACUCACCAUGGACCUCCAAAAACCGUGAUCAUUGCCACCACUCUUUACCCUCACUGUCCACUCACUCCGUCAUUCCACUGUCGGCCUCUCCCUCUGUUCCCCUCCCAUUUCCUCUGGGUCACGGCACCACCACGCUGGGAUUCAUCUUCCAGGGUGGAGUGAUUGCUGCAGCAGACUCGCGAUCCAGCUGUGCGGGCUUGGUAGCAUGUCCGGCAUCCCAAAAGAUCAUACCUGUCCACUCCCACCUGGUGGGGACCACUUCGGGUACCUCGGCCGACUGCGCCCUCUGGAAGCGUAUCUUAGCGAGGGAGUUGAGGCUUUACCAGCUUCGAAACAGGCGGAGGCUGUCGACGGCGGGUGCCGCCAAGCUGUUGUCCCACAUGCUGCACCCUUUUAAAGGCACUGAGCUGUGUGUGGCUGCCACUCUGUGUGGAUGGGAUGGAGCGCAGAUGGAGAUGAUACCAUGUACAAGUGACAGCAGGGCUGAUAGCAAAUCAGCGGCAGAAAGAGAUGCCAACACUUCUGUAGAAGACAGCAAUGGUAAAGCACCAGUGACAAGAGAACCUUUUCAGAAUGAUCCUAAAAUCCAACCAACAGCCAUCUCUACUUCAAUGACUACAAAACACUCUGGUCCAGGCCUUGUUUAUGUGUGCAGUGAUGGCCUCCGUUUGAAGGGUGAGCUCUUCUCGGUGGGUUCAGGUUCUCCCUAUGCUUACUCAAUCCUGGAUGAGAGGAUUCACUGGGGGAUAAGUGUCGACGAAGCGGUCUCUGUAGCCAGGGAAGCCGUGUAUAGGGCCACGCACAGGGACGCAUAUUCAGGCAACAACGUAGACCUGUACCACAUCACGGCUAAAGGUUGGACACGCAGGAAGAGGGAGGACCUCAAAGAAGAGUACUACAGAGAGAAGGAGAGAGAGAGGAGAAGAAUAGAAGAGAGGAAGAAGGAGAGAGAGAGAGAAAAAGUCAGGAAAGAUGACCAGCCUGAGUUUAACCAGUAAAAGGAUAAUGGUCCUCGGGAAAAAAUAAAUAAA